Messenger RNA from Dentiscutata erythropus, 566 nucleotides. The record is from the annotation of a GenBank genome assembly. Lineage: Eukaryota; Fungi; Glomeromycota; Glomeromycetes; Diversisporales; Gigasporaceae.
UUCCAAAAGCUGAACAUUUAUCAUUAAUGUUUAAAGCUAACAAGAAACAAAAGUUUACAUACUUAGAUAAAUAUAAGAUAUUUAAAAAACUAGUAGAACACAAUUUACGCGAAAAGGGUCUUCUUCCUAAUAGCAACGAAGAAUUAUCUAAAAUAUCAAAAGAUGCUUGGGACAGAAAAGAUUCCAACUUUGAGAAAUUUAUCGAAGAAUAUACUAAAGAAGUGAAUUUAUUCCGUCGACAAAAUUUACAAAUUAAUAUUAAACCUUAUGAGUUAGCGGUUAACACCGAAACUCUUUCAGCUGACACCGAAAUUUACGCUUCUGAUUUUUUUAAUGGAUUUCCAUCCUCUUCUAACGAACGAGUUAGGUCUAUACGAGAUUUCGAUAUGAUCAGAGGAAAUAAAGAUGUUGUUAGUCAUGCCAUUCAAUUACCCUUAAGUGAAAAAACCACGAGUAAUCAAAAUUUUGAUAUAAUUGAAGGUAAUGUUAAUGUGAUAAAUGAUAAUGAUGAGGUGAUAGUUAAUUCUCUCUUUAAAAAAUACAUUAAUGAAGACGCUUAUCUUUGA